Messenger RNA from Aphis gossypii (cotton aphid), 3050 nucleotides. Its product is annotated as probable serine/threonine-protein kinase DDB_G0288147. The transcript is spliced from 6 exons. The coding region runs from base 569 to 2023 and encodes 484 amino acids. The record is from RefSeq and is a predicted model, not a curated record. NCBI's taxonomy places the organism in Eukaryota, Metazoa, Arthropoda, Insecta, Hemiptera, Aphididae.
AUUAAAAACAUUAUACCGUGCUAGGACUCGAGCGGCUAGUAAAACAGCCGUGUUUUUACUACCAGACGAGUAAAUAGCUAAAUAGUAAUAAAUAAUAACAAUUGCUGGUAAAAUAACGUCAUUGUGCAUACGACUAUCGCACCUACACGACCUGUGUGGAGGUAGAUACAACGUUUUCGAGUAUUCGACACGAUCGCGUAUCGCCGCAUCGCCGAACGAACGUACCGGCACGUUCGUUACGCACGCGCACGCGCAUCUCCACAAAACACAUUUUUUUUGUAACGGACCGUAUUGUUUUGCCGCAGCGGCCCACUGUUUUGAGACCUCCUAACCGCUUAUUGUGAGGUCUGUGGCGUUCGAUCUAUCGAAGUAUCGAAUCAAACACGUUUUUCUUGUUGUAUUGUUACUUUUUUUUGUUGUUCAGUAAUCCACGAUUACUGUAGUUUGAACGACGUUUUUUGUUUUUCAACUCCCUUGGUUUGAAACUCGUUUUUUUUAUUGCUUUAAAGUAUUGUUUAUUAUAAUUUUUCGGUACAACGAACAGCACUUCUAAACAAAGGAGUAAAUCAUGGAGACAUCGGAAAAGUCGGAGCCGUCGCAUCUCGGCGUAGACGAAAAAGAUAAAGCUACAACUUCUAGUCCAUUGAGGACGUUACCCAGUCCUAAGACACCAGUCCGAUCAACAUUUUACAGCGAUGAUGACGAUGAAUCAGAUGAAAUGGAAAGCCCAAAUUUUCCACAUCUUAUCCCAGUUUAUAGGAGGACUCCUGAUGAAUAUGAUUUGGGAGGAGUGCGUAUUGGUUGGGAUGAUGGAUUUGGCAGUCCUAAUCUUCAAGAUGAUGAUCUCGUUAAUGAUAAGAAGUCAAGGAGGAAAAAAAACCGAUUAUUCUCUGAACGCCGACAUCGAUCAUUCCUUAGAUCAAAUCCCUUUCAUUCAACCGCGGAUUCACCUCCGAAGAAUUUCGAAAGUCCAAAUCAUACAGCUAUUCAAGAGGAGUUGAAUAAUUAUCUUGAGUGUAUAUUAAAUUGUCUCAGUGCGAAAAAGAGAAAACGACAGUUAUUGAAAGCUCAAAUGGAAGCUAAUUCUUCUGCAAAUAGUUCAACAGAAAAUAAUAAUGUUACAGAAAAUAAUAAUGUUGGUUGUUUAUUAGAUGACUCUGCUGAUGAUGAAAUGAUGAUGUUGUGUAGUCAAGCUAUUGAACAAAAAAUAGCUGCUGAUGCUAGUUAUAGUACCAUAAAUAAAACUACUAAAAUAAUUGUAUCAGAUUCUUUGUCAAUUAAUGGUAUAAGUCCAUUGAAAGAUACUAACAAUUCAACAAAUAAUAAUGUAUAUUACCAUGCUUCCAAAAAGUUCAAACCAGUACAGAGCAGACUAUUUGGCGAGGAGCAAAAAGACAAUUAUUGUAAACCAAAGUGUCACACAGUAACUUCAAGUACAGCAAACAAAUCAGAAAAUAAUAACUCAUCUUCAGCUACUACAACUGUUAUAAAUUGUAAAAAAGAUGAUUCCUCGUCAUCAUUCUUAGAUACUUUUGCCAACGACGAUGAUUUUUUUUUGGGUAUUGAUUUUUCGGAAAUUGAGAAGCAAAUUAUGGCUGAUGUUAAAAAAACUACUACUGUAUCAGUGACUCAGAAUAAUUAUAAACAGCCAAACGAAAAUGUUGAUAAACAAUUGGAAAAUAAACCAGCUUUAAGCAAUCAUGCUUCUACCAGUAACUCAAGUCCUAGUUCUGUACUUUGGCGUAGAUCUACUUCAACAUCAUCAAUUGUUAACAAGCAACAACAAUCUAUACAACAACCUAAACAAUUCAGCAGUGUUAUUGGGACGACAAAUAACUCUGUUAAUGGUGGUAAUGCCAAAGCUACAACUACAGCUUCUACUGCUACUACUACUACUAUUACUUCUACUACUACUACUACUACUACAAGAUAUUGCACACCAGCUGAAAUAGAAGCAAAACGUGAGCGGGCUCGACGCACUCUUUUACUUAAAUUCAAAUCCAAAAAUAGAAGUGUUUCAUAAAUUACUAUUAUUAUUUGAAAAUGUACAGUACUUCUUAAUGAAUGUAUAAUAUCUUUGCAUCUAUGCAUUAUUUAGAACUGAUAAUAUUAAUAUUUUUUUUUCUUGUUUGUAAAUCAGAUUUAAUAUUAUUUUUAUUUUAUAUCUGUGUUUAUAAUAUAUAAUUUAAACAUAUAUUAAUAUCUGAUUUAUAAAAACUUAAAAUAUGUAAAAUUACUGUUUUUUAUUUUACAUACGUUGUAACCAUUUAAGUCUCAUUUGUAUUUUAACAAAAAAUGUUGAAUGGAAAUAAUAUUAAAAUUGACUAAUUAACUCAAUUAAAGUCUAUAAGAAAAACGUGUCCUAGUUAAAAAUAAAUUUUGAUUUUUGAUGUAAGUUUAAUUUAACUAUAAUAAGUUUUAAGGAAUACUUACUAAGUAAUUUUAAUUAUUCUAAAUAUUAUAGAUUCAUAAGAAAACAAUGUGAUAAUAUACAGUUUAUUUUAACUAUUGUGUUGUAUAUUUAAUGAGAUGAGUGGAUUAAACAAUUUUGACACUAACUAAUUUAUUAUAAUGCUUUAGUGUUGUAUCCAUUCUUGGAUUAAAUGAAUGAUACUAGUUGAGUGACAAAUUUUUUUGUUUUAUAUCAAUAGAAAAAUUUAAAAAAUGUAUAAGUUAUUGAAAUUCAAUUUAAACUGUAGAAAUUCUAAAAGAACCUUUAUGUCAUAUAAACUAUGUUAUAUUUUACCUACAUUUUAAGUAGAUUCGUAAUAGUUAUAUGAGCUGAUUAAAAACAGAACAUUAAAUAUUUAUUUUUGACUAAAUUUUAAACAGUUAUAAAUACAGUUUUAUUAGCUCAAGUCUUAAAUGUCUGAUCAAUGACAAUUUUUAUUAAGAAAUUAAAAAGUAUGCCAAUAUAUUACUUGUAAUGAAGGUUGGUGUGUGAAAUCCUAAGAGAAUGUUAGUGAACUAUAACUUCCAUCAAUUACUGUAUAUUUUUUUUAGUCUUAAAUUGUAUAAUUAUAUAAUAUUUGUAUUAUUUUGAAAAAUUA